Molecule: messenger RNA, 15410 nt
Organism: Varroa destructor (honeybee mite)
Lineage: Eukaryota; Metazoa; Arthropoda; Arachnida; Mesostigmata; Varroidae
Product: protocadherin Fat 3-like
Biological process (GO): homophilic cell-cell adhesion; cell migration; multicellular organism development
Cellular component (GO): catenin complex; plasma membrane
Molecular function (GO): cadherin binding; calcium ion binding; beta-catenin binding
Source: RefSeq, a predicted model, not a curated record
UCGUUAAAGUCUUAGCCAUCAUUGGAAGUGUUCCAAAACAAGUCUUGCUGAACCUGCCCUUGUUUCCUCCGAUUCUAUGGACCGGCAAACGUAUAUUGUGGAAGUCUCGUACACAUUCCUAAAUUUGCAUUCUACGCAGUUUUACUGAGCCGCGAGUCGAUUUGAGACAUUGGUAAUCCUUGACCGAGCUCCCGGCAAAUUGGAGGACAGCCAACGGUUUUAUUGGACUUGGCAUAAGAAUUCAACGCUUGAUCCACGAACGCGCCCUUUAGGGCGAUCGAUCGCACCUGGCGGCACGCCAUUUGAGUCAGUGGCAAAUUACAAGCACUGGAGACCCAGUCAGAUGGAUAUUCGCUACUUUUUACGCGUCGAAGGCGCUUGACCCAACACGAAGCCUAUAUAUCGUUGGUUGGGAAACAGAAAACGAAGCAUCUGGCUUAGCCGCUUGAAACAGGCUUUAGAGAACAGGUUUGGCCUUUAAGAGCCUAAAGCACGGUGAGAAGAUACGAGGCUUGACUUAUAAGUUAUCAAGGCUACAGAAAAUUGUGCUGUACUGGCUGCGAUAGGCUAUAUAUGAUUUUCACCACACAAAGAGGAUACCUGGGGAGUGCUGGGCAACUGAUGUUGCUAAGUGUUUAGUAGUACUGAAAAAGAAGUGACGAUAGAUGGAUUGUUAACUUGUGAAUGUUGAAGCGUUUGGCAUUUUGGAAGCAAAAGCUUGGGAAAAUCUUGAUCAAGAAUUCAUUAGUCGGGAAUAAGAUUUCGACAUAGUUGGGUGGUUUCCAAGUGCAAAAUGUGGGCUGGAUCUGUGUCUAAUGGCAAAAGACGGUGUCUAAUGAAAAAACAUCGGACGAAGCAACGAGCAGAGUAGCGGCUAUUCAAAGCUCAACAGCAACAAGAUGAUUAAGCUUCGGAGGUUAGAACCCGAGUUCUGUGGAUGACGUGUCCGAGUCGGUGAGCGGCAAACUAUGGGACCAGAUUGAUGGCGGAAGAGUCAAGCAUGCAACUUCUCCUAAAGAUAAGCCUCCAUUGCUGAUACUCAAAAUGUCGUAGCAGUCAAAGGGACAACACGGUCGCGAUGUCAGUCGGGGCACCGUAGCAGCCCCUUCUGCAUGCCUAUGUUACAAAAAACUCUAUUAUCUCACUUGGUGGGCAAAAAGUUAGGUUAUUCUUGCUACUAUUAUCUGCGUUUCUCCAGUGCGUUCUUUAACGUCAACGAAAAAGCCACCACUAACUUUUGUCUUGAGUUUGUAAAUUACUUCUUGUGUUCUUGAAUAAUUUUCCAAUCACCCUUCGCAUAGGUCCCUUGCAAACGUGGGACGACACGUCGGGAGCCGAGGAAGGAGGUGGCUGAAGGAUGGCGUUAGCCAAACGACGUCGCUCAUAUUGUCGUAGACCUAUUUCGCCCAUGAAGAUUUUUAGCGUGCCAUCUAACGUGCCAAACGUGGUGGUAUUUCGAGCCCAAAGUGCACCUCAAACUGCCACAAUGGUCACUGACCAAAGAUGCAUCAUCAUGCCAAACGAUAACCAAUACGGGCACUCGACGGCUGUAAUCGACUCCCCAGUAACCAAAAUUGUUCGAAGUAGAGGUAGAAUGAGACGGAGAAGUCUGAUGUGUACCUUACCAACCACAAGAAGAAGUACGAACCCAUUGUCUUCAACAAGGGCAAGUUUGCCAGGCGACACAAGAAAAGUACCAAGAUACUAUGAUGCCUUAUCGACUUCCGGGGUUUCAGAGAGACAGCCUAUCCAGGACUGUUACCACCACAACUACCGUCCCUUUCAUUGCGGGGGAAGACGACUCCAACAUCGAAUGAAAUGGGAGGUGCUUUCACUUACCUUCGUUGUUAUAUUAUCGUUGAACGCGCACAUGGCGCACGCACAAGCUUGCCAGUUUUACCCGCUAGGUGAAAAUCGACGCUUCGAACGAGUGAGCGAAAACAUUGGCGUGGGUGAAGAGGUGUUUCGCGUAGAGGUCCAUCCUCGAUCGCAGCUUCGACUGGAUGCGGUCGAUAACUCUUUAUCUGACAUUAACUUCUUCGAAGUCUCAGACGUGGACGACAAAAGUGUCUCCAUUAAAGUUUCUAAAUCACUUGAAGAUCUUGUGGACCGGCCCGAUCCUCAAAGCGUGCUCAAAUUUAAGCUGACGUGCAAGGGUUCAUCUGGUUCUGAAGAAGCUUUUUUACCUGUGACUGUCUAUGUUCAGGAUGUCAACGACCAUGCACCGGAAUUCCAAAAUACGCCAUACCAUCUUGAAGUUGAUGAGCUAACUCCUGUGGGUCUGACGAUAUUCCGUGGGAUUCACGCCAUCGAUCGUGAUAAGCCUAACACGCCGAAUUCAGAUAUCACCUACUCUAUUGUGGGAGGUAAUGACAAUGCCUCGUUCGCGCUCUCUGACCCUCUUGAAGGAGUUGUGGUUAUCAACAAACCGUUGGAUUAUGACCAUGGCACUCGAGUGUAUAAAUUACAGAUCCAAGCACGGGAUCACGGUUCUCCGGAGAGUUUUCAAACCAAUACGGAGCUCACUAUCCGAGUAAAAGAUGCAGAUGAUCAGAAUCCUGUAUUUACCAAACCCGUCUAUCAUGCUAAUAUCACCGAAUCCGCACAGUUUACUGGUGGUCGUUUACGAAACCGAGUGAAGACAGAUGCUCAGGUUCAUGCUUUUGAUCAGGAUCUCGGAAUAAACACACCAUUACGAUAUUCGAUUAUUCAUGGCAAUGAACUUGGAAUCUUCGAGCUGCACGAACAGACGGCAGAGCUGUUUAUGGUCCGGGAAGUUGAUUUGGAAGCUCUACCAUCUCCUACAAUUACCUUACAGUUACAGGCUACUCAAAUGGACAACUCCCUCCGAUACGCCAUUGCUCGCGUCGAAAUACAAGUGCAAGACGUUAACGAUAACGUGCCUCAGUUCGACUAUGACAUGUAUAACAUUACCGUUAUGGAAAAUUUACCCACUGGAUUUACAGUUGUGCAGGUAAAUGCAGUGGACAAGGACUAUGGUGAAAAUUCCGCGUUCGUGUAUCAUCUUGUAGAUGAAAGCGGCGGGUUCGCUAUCGACGCGCAGAGUGGAGCAAUCAGUGUACGAGAUCCAUCGGCACUCGAUCGAGAAAAGACUGACCGUAUUUCAAUGAAAGUUCUUGCCUUAGAAAGAAAACCCAAUGUUCUUGCAGAUGCUAAAGCUUCCGCUACUGAGGUCAUUGUCUACCUAUUGGACGCAAAUGACAACAAUCCAAAGUUUGUGCCUGAGGGAGUGUAUACCUUUCGCGUGACUGAAACCGAUCCUGCCGGAACUGUCAUUGGAUCACUGGUUGCGGUAGAUCCAGAUCUCGGCGAUAACGGUCGAGUUGUAUUUUUCAAGCAAAACGAUACGCUUAGUCUGGGAGUGCCAUUUGACGUACAUCCUAUUAACGGCUCGGUGUUCGUUCUUAAUACCUUCACUCAAAUAGCCGUAAAACAAGAUCGAUAUACCUUCUUCGUGAUAGCUUCUGAUUCGGUUAAGAACCCUCAUGAGAGAAGGACGGCUGUGGCUGUGGUGCACAUAGAUGUCACAGACGUAAACAACAAUGUGCCGGAGUUCGUGGACGCACCUUACGAGGCGCGCGUCGGAGAGUCACUUCCUGCAGGGGCUCUUGUUACACAGCUAAAGGCUCGUGAUUUAGACGCCAACUCUGUGCUAGAAUAUUCAAUUAUCGCCGGAAAUGAUGAUGACCUGUUUAGGGUAGAUUCGCGAACGGGAGCCAUUACUACAAAACAAGUUCUUGAUUUCGAACGGAAACAAGCGUAUGAUCUACUCGUUCAAGUCUCCGACGGCUUCAAUACGGCGGUUGCACCGCUAACGGUAUCGGUUGUAGAUAUCAACGAUCAACAGCCAGUGUUUACGCAUAACUAUUACAACUUCUCAGUGGUAGAAGAGUUACCGGAAAAUACGACAGUUGGAGCCAUCAAAGCCAUUGAUAGGGAUUCAGGCCAGAAUGCGGAGAUCCAUUAUGUGAUACUCGGAGAUCAGGCCAAUGAAUCAUUCAUGAUUGACGAAGACGGCAACAUUUUCACCCGACGGCGCCUGGACCGUGAGUCACAAGCAAAAAGCGAGUUUCUAGUAAUCGCUUUUGAUGGAGGCGUUCCGCAACUCAGCGGAACCACAACCGUUGCAGUGACCGUUGAAGACGUCAACGAUAAUCCGCCCGCAUUUGAGGGUGAUACCUUCUUUGUGAACGUUCAAGAGGAGAUCGACCCGCCGAAGGAGGUCUACAAAUUGGAGGCAAAAGAUGCUGAUUUGGGUGAUAAUGCAGUAAUGAAGUAUCGAAUCAUCGGAGGCAACGACGAGAAAAACUUUGAAAUCAACGAAGACACCGGAGUAGUGUAUACAACAAAGCGGCUGAACUUCGAAGCCUUUGCCGAGUAUUCUCUACAGGUUGCAGCAUUCAAUAUUAAGCCCUUUCAAGGACCUCAAGCGGCUACUCUCGGGAACCCUGUCGUCACACUUGUUGUUAAGGUGCAAGACGUUAAUGAUGAGGCGGCAAUUUUUGAACAACAACAUUACCAAUUUCGUAUUCUUGAAAAUACGACACGCUCAGAGACUGUUGGAUACAUUCGUGCUGUUAAUCCUUCGCGCGCUUCUAAUGAUCAGCAAAUCACCUACUGGAUCGGAGACGGAAACGACGCCGGAAAGUUUUGGAUAAAUCCGGAUACCGGGGAGCUCGUGUUGAUGGAUAAAGUCGAUAGGGAUCCGCCGGCCAGCCAGGCGCAAUUUAUUCUACAGGUGUUUGCUCGAGACCAGCUUUCGAUAUCCAACCUUAACAUCUCUGUACCUGUUGUUAUUGACGUCAUUGAUAUUAACGAUAAUGCCCCCUCGUUUGGUGAAGAUCGGUUCGCCCUGGAGCUUCCCGAAUCGCUUCCAUCAGGCACAGAGCUACCCGCCUUUUACGAGGCAUUUGAUCUUGACGCUGGUGACAAUGGACGGUUAGUGGCUUUUAUGAUUAACGGCAGCGAAGAUAAAUUUGCUGUCAACAAUCAAACUGGAAGCCUCGUGCUCAUCUCGGAACUCGACUACGAAACUCAAAUAAGUCAUGAGUUUAUUGUUAUGGCUAUCGACGGAGGAUCUCCGCCCAGAACUGGAUCAGCGACCAUUGUGAUCUCUGUCCAAAAUAUCAACGAGUAUACUCCGCAGUUUGAGGGUCUCCCAUACACAUUUCAGGUUGCAGAGAAUGCCGCGCAGGGUACCAGUGUUGGCGUUAUUCGCGCUAGUGACCGUGACGGAGAUCGGGUGUCAUUUACCUUGGCUGAAGGAGAUACUGACUUUUUCGGAAUCGAAAAGGACUCUGGCCGUGUGUUCGUUAAGAAGCAGUUAGAAUCGCGUACGGCCUUCCACUUUGUCGCAGUGGCUACAGAUGAUGGUGUACCGGCUAACCGUAGCCUGGGCGUAAAGGUAACUGUGCACGUUCGUGAAGUAAACAACCACCCACCCGUAUUCUCACAUCAAUUCUACGAAGGCUCCGUCUUGGAAAAGCUAGCUUCAGACCGAGUUGUCAUUCGGCUGCACGCGACCGAUCUCGACCUUCAGAAUAAUACGAUUUCGUACGACAUAACCAGUGGAAAUGAGGAUCAAGUAUUUACGAUCGACCAUACUACCGGGGAAAUACGAGCCAAUCCGGCUAAUGUGCACCUGCUGGACUAUGAUAGAAAGCAACAGUAUAUAAUGCUUGUUCAAGCAAAAGAUUCUCAUGUGACGCCUUUGAUUGGCCUUUCAAUGGUAACAAUCAAUGUUAUUGAUGCCAAUGAUCAUCCACCCGUGUUUUCGAAGACCGCUUAUUCCGCUUCUCUACCAGAAAAUCUUCCUGCUGGGCACUGCUUCCUACACAUCACAGCACGGUCAGGCGAUUCAGUGGACACCUUAAUGUACAAGAUUUUAAACAAGGAUAUUCCAUUUACAAUCAACUCGAAGACAGGCGACGUCUGCACGGCUAAAGUGCUGGACCGAGAGUUGAAAGAGAACUAUGAGUUUGCAGUCUCUGCUGAAGAUGGAAAAUUCGACGCAAAGGUGCCUAUAUCCGUAGAAAUUACCGACGAAAAUGACAAUCCGCCACGUUUUGAGAAAGAACGCUACGUGGUAACUAUUCCGACGGACUCACAGGCUGGCCGUUCUGUUAUCCAGCUGCAUGCUGUGGAUCUUGAUACAGCUAACAAUGGUGAGAUCACGUACUGGAUAAAAAACACUCAUGGAAUCUUCGAAAUUGAUCCUAAGACUGGUCUGGUUCGUCUCGCCUCGGCCUUAACAAACGCCCGUAAGGUGCCAACAGGUGGAAACGGCAAUGCUACCUUUGAAAUGGAAGUGUUUGCUCAAGAUCAUGGUGCUACAUCUAACAUUGGCCGUACAAUGCUUUACGUCCGUAUCUCCAAUACGCUCAAUCACCCACCGGUAUUUGAAAGGUUCGCGUACAGCGUCUUUGUUGAUGAAAAUGCAGCCAACGUACCCCUGGUUCAGGUGCACGCAAGUGAUCCCGAUUCUGGAAGGGCGGGCAGUGUUCUUUACCGAAUCGUGCGGUCAAGUAUGAAAGGCGCUUUUAAAAUUGACGAAACCUCAGGGAAGAUUACUCUUGUUCAAGCACUCGAUUAUGAAAAAACAAAACAUCUCGAGAUUUUUGUUGAAGCACGUGAUGACGCUAAAGAACCGCAGUAUGCUACAACUGUUGUUCAGGUCACAGUAAACGAUGUCAAUGAUAAUGCACCUGAGUUCCUGUCGCUUCCUCGAGUUCUUCGUGUUCCCGUUUCUACUGGUCAAAACGAACUUGUGUAUCGGGUGCAAGCGCACGACCUUGAUUCCGCUGCUUCGGGAAAUAAUGAUAUCCGUUUUGAGCUGAACCCGCCUUCUUUGCGUUUCUUAAUUCAUCCAAAAACGGGGCAAAUAUUCGCUACCCAACCUCUCGUCGUUGGCGCAGAGAUUUUACGUAUAGUAGCCACAGAUAGUUCCACCUAUCCGUUGAGCAAUCAUGUGCAAAUGCGAGUGGAAGUGUUUACUGAAAGUAUUGAUAAUCCAUCACCAGCUUUCAGUUCAGCUCAAUACUCAAUUGAUGCUCCAAGUGUAUUAGAGGCGGGUGCUAGUGUAUUGGACGCCCGUGCUACCAUUCCCGACGGUUCUCCGGUCUGGUACAACAUAACCGGCGACGACGGUUCACAUGUCCGAAAAUUCUCGAUCAAUCACGAUACGGGUCGAAUUGUGACUACAUCUCGUUUGGACGCUGAAAAGCAAUCUCUGUACCAUUUUAUGGUGAUCGCCACGAAUCGACGAAAUUCUGCAGAAGUGACAGAAGCUGGAGUGGUUAUUCGUUUAGCAGAUAAAAAUGUCCGCUGUCCGAGAUUCCCGUUUUCGGAGUAUUUUGCGUCGGUUCAGGAAAACUCACCACCUGACAGCCAGCUCCUAGCUAAUCUACAUGCCGAGGAUGCUGAAAAAUUCGACAAGAUUUCCUAUCAGAUUACUGAAGAUAAUUCAGCGGACAAUUUCUACCUGGACACCUCUUCCCUGAAUACUGUUUCACUACGUGUCAAAAAGCCCGUCGACCGAGAUGCCAUGCCAACUUUUCUUCAAGGCGUCUUCACUCUUACCGUGGCUGCGGCUAACUCGCGUUGCGCAGGCAAUACUCGUGUCCGAAUCCAUAUCGACGAUGUCAAUGAUAACAGCCCAGUGUUUGACCAGGCUGAGUACCAUGUGGAACUCGAUGAGAACACUCCACCAGGUCAUGUGGUUGUGCAUGUGUCAGCAACUGAUCGCGACGGCCUAGACGCUGGCAAAUUGCGUUAUUACGUUAUGGAAGGAGAUCCUGAGGAAGAGUUUACGCUGGAUGAACAUUCCGGUAUUCUCUCGGUUAAGACAAUACCCGAUCGCGAAAGGACGCCGAACUACAGCCUCAAGAUUGUGGCCAUCGAUUCGGCAAAUAAUACAGGCCGUGCUACGAUUCAUAUCAAAAUCUUGGACACAAAUGAUUGGACCCCAACUUUCCUCAACGAUACGUUUUUCCUCAAUGUCACCGAAGGAAGACCGAGUCUCAACCAGUUCGUCCAAUUACCCGUCGCUGAUUACGACGAUGGCAUCAACCGACAAGUGGAGUUAUAUAUAGUCGACGGAAACAACGAGAACCAGUUUCGUCUGGGAGUAAAUGAACAUGGAGCACUUUUAAAAAUUGUUUCGGAACUAGACCGGGACAAAUAUAAGGUCGAUGACACAGCCCUUCACUUUGUGAUCGUGGCUGCCCGUGACAUGGGCACUCCGUCACGAACAGGCACGACAACGGUGGCUGUUGUGAUACACGAUGUCAAUGACAGCCCGCCAACAUUUGAACGUGAGGCGUAUUACCAAUUUAUUUCGGAAAGCGCACCAAUCGGAACUGUUGUCGAAACUGUAAAAGCAACAGACCCUGACACAGUCGCUAAUACAAAAAUGCGAUAUCGAUUUGCUGGAAAUGAUCCGAUGCUACCGUUCGAAGUGGAUCCCAUCACCGGUGCCAUUAAUAUCAGUCGUCCACUAGAUAUAUCUGAGUCACAGGAGUAUACACUUAUCCUUGUAGCAAGUGAUGGAAAAUGGGAAGCCCGGGCCUCUUUAAAAAUCUACGUGCAUGAGGCUGAGGAACGAGACCCCCGAUUCAACCAGAACACAUACAAAUUUUCCGUUCUGGAAAACGUUGCUGGCGCUGUCGUUGGACAGGUUGAACUAGCGUCGAAAAAAACUCGAGCCAAUUCACAACAGCGUUACUCAAUUGUUAAUACCGACGUGCGUUCGCUCUUCAAUAUCACCAAAGAGGGUGAAAUUUACACAAAAACGGGUCUCGACCGCGAAAAAAGAGCCAAGUAUACGUUCACGGUGAUGCUCGAAGAGCGAAGACCAACAACCAAAGUGACGGUCAGCGAGGUUAGCGUGGAUGUUGUCGACGUAAACGACGAGAUACCAACGUUCUCUCAAAACUAUCAGGGAUCCAUUCGUGAAAAUUCUCCGCCUGGAACAACUGUCACAAUCAAGCCUGCCAUUCAUGCUGUGGAUAAUGAUGCUGGCAAUAACUCGCUUGUGAGCUAUUCACUGAGCGGCCCCGGAGCAGAACUCUUUUCUGUUCUCGAUAAUGGAGCGGUUAUUUUUACCGGGGGCAGUCCAGAGAACAUUGCCACUCUCGAUCGUGAGUUGACGGAACGGUAUGAACUGCUCGUAACCGCUCGUGAUCGUGGAAAUCUAAGCUCGUCGACGUACCUUACCAUCCGAGUUGAAGAUGAAAAUGACAAUGCACCAGUGUUCCAACAUGGCCCAUUAAAGGUUCUCCUACCGGAAACAGCAAGACCAGGUGCUCGAGUCGCCCAAGUGCAAGCCAUUGACAUCGACGAAAGGGGAACAGCGAACUCAAAAGUCGACUACUCAGUUACAGCGGGUGGAAGUGGCAACAUUCGGAUUGAUAGACAAAGUGGAGAGCUCUUCGUGGUUGGAAGCCUUAAGCCUGAGUCUGUGUAUAAUCUCAACAUCACUGCCUCCGAUGGCAAGGGACUUGCCAAUGUUAUCCAGGUAAAUAUCACGGUUCUAGAUGUCAAUGACCAUCAACCAACCUUCGUCAAAAGUGAGUAUAACUUCAGGAUCGAAGAAGGAAAUUACCGUGAAACCAAACGACGCCUGGGGGUUUUACGUGCGGUGGAUGAGGACAAGGGUCAAAAUGGAGCCGUCGACUAUGCUCUUCUUGUUGCCAAGGAUGAGGAACAACUGCCGUUCACUAUUGAUGUCCAUACUGGUGAACUUUGGGCUACUGGGGUGCUCGAUCGCGAAGCCAAAGCCUCGUAUUCGUUCCAAGUUCUGGCUCUGGACAACGGAGAAGUCCCGCGUAAUUCUACCGUCGAUGUAACCGUCGGUGUUGACGAUGUCAACGACGAACGGCCCAAGUUCUUUACUGAUCCAUAUUUGGCUCAAGUCCCGGAAAAUCUUGAUCCAGGACAGAAAGUUACGCAAAUACGAGCGUUUGAUCCAGAUGCCGGUGAGAACGGCCUCGUCUUUUAUAAACUUGGUGGCGGACACGGCAAUAAAUUUUAUAUUGACUCAAAGGACGGAACAGUAUGGACGUUGAGUAAACUCGACUUCGAACAACAAGAAUUUUACAAUAUGACCGUAAUCGCAUACGAUCAAGGGACUCCUAGCCUUAGUUCAACUGCUAAACUUUGGGUAACUGUUACUGACCGCAACGAUGUUGUGCCUGACUUCGCAAAGUCUGUGUACACACUUGAAGUAGCCGAAAACACCAAAGUGGGUGAUGUGAUCUUUACCCUUGACGCCGGUUCUGGAAAUUUCCACUAUUCGCUAGUCUCUCCGGACGAGGAUCAAACUUUCACAGUAGAGCCAAAUACGGGUGAGAUCCGUUUGGCGAAACCUUUGGAUUCAGCGCAACACUCACACUACAAACUUGUCGUGAAAGCUGACGAUGAGGCAGAACCAGGACAGUCCCGUUCUGAUACAGCAGAGGUCAAUGUCAUCGUGGGCAGUGGCCAAGGUGUACGACUGUUCCCCCUUAGAUUAUAUGACGUCCUUGUAUUCGAAAACCAACUUGCUCCUCAGGUUAUCCUCGACCUUAAUGCUACCGACGAAAUAGCGCAUCGGCCAGUUGAAUACCGAAUUGUCGGAACGAACGGUGAUUAUAAUGGACUGUUUUCAAUUGAGUCGGACACUGGACGGCUUUCAGUCACCUCGAGCUUGGAUCGCGAAGCGAAAGCUCGUUAUCUCGUGAAGGUCAAAGUAAGCAACGGUGGAGGUAAGCGGGUAGGAGGCAGGCAGGAAACAAGCGGUAAGACCAAGGAAUCUCGGGGCAGAAGGUCUCUAUCUCUGGGCUCCCACGGUCGUGGCUCAGUUGUAACAGAUCGGAAAGACGAACCUGGUAACGGCGGUGAUUUCGACGUAAUGCAGCACAUCGCUUUCGAUGAAACUGUAGUGUCUAUUAAGGUGGGAGAUGAAAACGACAAUUCUCCAGUUUUUGAACACGGUGGAAAGCCGAUCGUAGCAGCUGUUCCGCUUGAAGCUUCAUUUGGCUAUCAGGUAGCUCGGGUGCGAGCUCGUGACGCUGACACAGGAAGCAAUGGAGCCAUUCGGUACGAGAUUGUACCACGUUCGGAGGAUGCGUCAAGCAAGUUCCAGGUUGAUCCUCUGUCUGGGAUAAUACGAUCGGUUGUUACUUUCUCCCUCGACGGCGGAAAGCUCUACACAUUCGACGUACGUGCGACAGAUCGCGGAGGUGCAGAGGGCGGUAACUCCGCCCUUAUAUCUUUGUUAGUGCAUGUCCUUCCUGAAACGAAGCUUGUGCUAUUUGUGGCAGACACUCCGCCAGUUCUAGUUGAAGAACACCUUGACCGUAUCCUUGGUUAUCUCUCUAACGUUACUCAUAACUUUGACGUCAAAAUGGCUAAGCUUGAGCCACAUCAUGAAGAUGAUGCAGAACACCCAGACUCAUCCGAUCUCUUCCUAUAUGCUAUUGACAAAAGCACAAACGAAAUUGUCGAUACGGAGACCCUUCUCAAUGCGUUCAACGAAAAUUCAGCAGUAAUAGUGCGGUAUUUGGAUUCGUUCCGUAUUCGUCGAAUCCAGGGUGUGUCUGUCCAAGAGAAGAUCUCUCAGAUGGGAACAACUGAGAUCGCUAUUAUUGCAUUGUCUUCCGUCAUUUUCCUCGGUGCCGUUUUAGGCAUCGUCCUUCUGUGUUCUUCUUGCCAACGAAAGAAAUUGCGCAAACGCCAAAAGUCAUGGGAACAACAGCGCUUGUACUCGAUCAAAAACCCAAUGAUAGGCGCAGUUGGGUCAAUGGGUGCCAUGAGCACCGCACCGAAAAUGAUGGUCAACCCAGGAUAUCGGUCAGGCUCACGACUAGCCGCACAUUCAAUUGCUUCAUCUCGACCCCCAUCGCAUAUGCACUUCCAUGGAUCGCAGGGUCAACAUCCGCACGACGACGCCCCUAUGGACUACGAUGAACAAAGCAUUGCGGGUACUGUCUAUUCCACCAACCGAGGCCUCCCUGGUCGUGGCUUAAUGAGUAAACGCAACUUUGCUCCAGAUGGUGCCUCAACCUUAAAUCGGCCUCGUAGCCCUCGCUAUGAACCAAGCGUGCGUGGAGGCUAUGCAGGCUCGCAGGUCGGUGCCUCCAGCCGACACGGUCAUGAUGAUGGUUGGCUCGAUGAGGAGGACGACAAAUCGGAAAGUGACUCAAAUUGCUCCUCUUGGGGAACGUCACGCCGCCGAGAGAAGACCGAACUUUGAGGAAGUAUACGGCGAACGAGGAGUUCAACAAUAAUAAGGACUCAUGCGUAGGAAUGCCUAAUAUCUUCUGUAUGCUUGAUGUUUACGAACGAUAGAAAAAGCUUCUAACAGAAAUGUCGCAACGCAUGGAAACAGGUUCAACGGAGGCACGAUAUAUUGCUUCACUUAAGGAAACUUUCACAUUGAUGUAACACUAAUACGAACAAUAUUAAUAGAAUAAUAAGAUAAUGGCACGACAACUGACAACGUUAGUUACCGAGUAGCUACCGAGGAGCCCAGAUCUUCUAUCCAAAAAUUAUCCAGAAGACAUUUUUAUGCUUAAAUAACCAUUAAUUAUGAAAUACUACGACAUCUACGCCAUUGUGUGAAAGCUGACAUGAGUAGAUACAGUAGCAGAAGAACGUGAUCCAAACGUGUCUAUUGUUACAAGCAAUAUAAUUACACAAACAGAAGUAUUACCACACAAAUCUGCCACAGCGGAUCAUUGGGCCAUCAGAUGCUUCUUUUCACUCAAGUGCCUUAACGAUAACACGGGAUAUAUAUAUAUACAUAGUACGCAAACGAAAAUGAUGAUGAUGAUGAAAAAUAGAGAAGAUUAUCAAUCUUUAUACACUCCAAGAGAAAGCAACUAACAAUAUGGUAAGUCAGGCUAACAGGAAGAAAUAAACUGCUCUACCGGACAUCGAAGCGUCAAUGGAUUUGAUGCAUCAGCGUUUACAUGGCGCACUACCCGGCGCUCCACGGAAUGAUGAAAUGAUCAGUAAGAUAGGAAGUCAUAGUAAUGUAUAGUUUCUCUAGGUGGUUUGAUCAUUUCCAUAGAAGUUGCAUCUUUACCGUUUGUGGAUUUACUUUCACGCGCCCUUGCUACAUCGUUUUCCUCUUGCAUUGCAAUCUAAAUAAGAUCUUGAGUAGAAUCAUGUUUUAGAAGUGUUGCAGUCCUAAGUCAAAUGUCAAGAUAAACAGCCUUAACAGCAUGCGUUAACCGUCCUUAUAAUACGUCUUCAAUGAGAGACGUUGAGGCGUCACUACAUCAAGUCACGGUCAACGAGUUUGUUGACGGAGCUCCCUUAUACGAAUUCGUCCCAAUUAACUAGUAUAGUUUCAUUUUCAUCUCAACCUUUAUGAAACGGAAAUAAAAUUCAAUCCUUGAUACCAAUAUUACACAUCCAUCCCCUUUAUCUACAGACAAUGUCUGCUGAACCGCUACAAAGAGCAUUAUCAGCAGUAGAUAGAAUUGACAGACAAAUUUGUGUGGAAUACCAUUAGCGCGCUCACCGAACUCUCACCUCUUAACUCACGAUGACAAAACAAUAUAGUAGAUUCCGAACGAAUAUAGUCGACAUAUAAUGAUGAAUACUGAGUCUCCCCCUUCGAACCGAGCUAUAAUUAUAAUAUAGUUAGAAACUGAGGGUGAAAAACUCUCCAGAAGCCCAUAUCAGCGGGACGCAUUGAAAUAGUCUAUGCAGCUCCAUCGAAUGUUUUUUAUAUCGCUCAAUAUUUAACAAAGAUGGUGAGGCAGAACUCUCAAUAUUCACAGAGUGCAUAAUUGGAAACAUUCAGUGAUAUAUUUAGCCCGUCGCACGCCCGGACACCCACUUGGAAAUGCGAUAAAUGCUAGUGAUUGCACUGCAUCCAUUGUUUACAGUAGUUGCUUUCUUCAGAAGAUAAAGUUAUUCGGAUAACUUGAUGUUGCUUCUGGUAGCGUGCAUAAGCCGUCUGAAACGUAGCGGUAGACUGGUGUAUUGGUAUAGAACGAUAAGCCGCAAGAGUAUCUAGUGUUGCACGAAGAUUUUUAGAGAACUGAGAUCACUGGAUUAUUUUAGACCCUGCUCUCGGAACGGAAUGUCCAUAUGAACUCUUACGACGGCUUAAAAACCUCAAAUAUUUUCUUUGUACUUUCAUGUUACAAACAAUGUCGGCGGUUCUUGUUUCAUGUUUUACGCUGAUACGUUAUCGACAGUCGCAUUAAGGCGGGAGCCAUAUUUGUUUAAUGCAGAGCUUCUUGCUAUAGUGUGGCCGCACCAGAGCGUCACCAGUUAAGGGUAACAGCCAUAUUAUAACGUUGUUUUUUUGCAAUAAAGGUCCCCAAGAACAAUUUACUUUUAAGGUAUCUGAAGAACAGCUUUGCCACCCGUAUGUCACAACCGAGGACUCAACACCUACAGAAACUAUCUUACUUUGCGUUCCACGUGGAUAUAAGAAUGUACGUUUUGGUUUUUAGCAACAACCCGUCGCCGGUGUUAUUCCUCUGCUGCCACUACUGUUAUUGUUAUCUUAGCCGUCGACGCCUGAAUAAUCAUACCCGUGUUUUAGUCAAUUUCUAUUUAUAAUGAGAUCAAGUAGUCGUGUAUAUAUACACACACAUACACUCACAUCCAACCCCCACACACACACACACACCCACACCAACACACACACACACACGCAGACAGCCAGACACACGCAUAAACAAUAGCCUGGCAAUUAAUUCAAGGCAAAACAAAGAAACGAUGAUAAGCUGUUAAUAUUAUAGACGUUAUUAUGCUGUUUUGUUUGUUUGUCGAAAACUCCAAUGAAUUGCACGAUAUUGAGUAUAGUUCGAUAGUAGGAUCUAUAUGCUAGGUGAUAUCUGCAGUAGUUGCCUGCCCCUUUUUCUGUUAUUUAACAUUGGAUAAGUUCAGCAAUUACAUUGGAAUCGAUACUGCAUGUUUUGAGGGUUGAUUUGCUAAGCGUUGAAGAAACUGUGUCAUGCAAGUAGCACCCGAAUAACGAUCAUAACCCUAUCGCUCGGCGCUAGACUGAGCUUUACCACUCACCGAAAGACUGGAUAGACAUAUUUAAUCGCAAAUGGCCGAUCGACCAAGCGAACCUAUGGCAAAUUUACGUCGGUAUUCUCUACCCUCGCCCACUAUACAUGUAAUAAAUUAAUGGCGCAUACUGUUACAUGAGAGCACUGUGUAAUGUGAUUUUGUAAAUAUUUUUGCUAAAAGUAACCAUAAGCGACGGGCUUCACUAAAUAGAUUAUGUAAAAGGGCAGGAGAGAAUGACAGAGGUAAAACAUCACUGAAAUGGGCCAUUCUAAGAAUUAUCAACAUAUUGAACAAGUAAAGAAUAAAAUGGCAGAGUCAGAGAGAAAACGAAAACUUUGAAUGAAAAAAAAAAACGAAAAACAUUUAUU